Nematolebias whitei (Rio pearlfish) is the source of this 1462-nucleotide messenger RNA. It is a transcript of the gene ptger3, whose product is annotated as prostaglandin E receptor 3 (subtype EP3). The record is from RefSeq and is a predicted model, not a curated record. Bases 86 to 1249 code for a protein of 387 amino acids. The transcript has 2 exons. Gene Ontology annotation, molecular function: prostaglandin E receptor activity. Gene Ontology annotation, cellular component: plasma membrane. Lineage: Eukaryota; Metazoa; Chordata; Actinopteri; Cyprinodontiformes; Rivulidae. Gene Ontology annotation, biological process: negative regulation of gastric acid secretion; adenylate cyclase-activating G protein-coupled receptor signaling pathway; intestine smooth muscle contraction.
ACUUGGAGGAGCUGAGACUGCAGGAAGAUGCCGGGCUGCUGCAAACGAAAUAUUUGCUCUCUUCAAACUUUCUCCUCCUUAGAGAAUGCUCAUGUGCAGCUGUGACUCUCUAGAAGACUCGAACCCCCCGGCUGGAGACAUGGAGGGCUUCAACUCUUCCAAGAUGUUGCGCAAAAUGAACCCAAGUAACGGAACCGUGUCUGUUGGAUUCCCAAUAACUAUGAUGGUCACUGGCAUGGUUGGCAACUCUUUAGCUCUUGUUCUGGUGUUUAUAUCUUACAGAAAGAAGGAAAACAGAAGGAAAAAGUCUUUCUUGCUUUGUAUCGGAUCCUUGGCGUUGACUGAUCUGUUCGGGCAGGUUCUGACCACUCCAGUUGUCAUAUCAGCCUACCAGGCCGGGCUGCACUGGAAUAUUAUCGAUCCAUCUGGCAAACUAUGUACUUAUUUUGGUGUCUGCAUGACAACGUUCGGCCUGUGCUCCCUCUUCUUGGCCAGUGCCAUGGCGAUAGAAAGAGCCAUGGCGAUAACAAACCCCCACUGGUACUCGAACCACAUGAAGACCAGUGUGACCAAGCAGACUCUGGCUGUCAUCUGGUGUUUCGGCUUGCUCUUUGCUCUGCUGCCCCUCGCAGGAGUCGGGGUGUACACGGUCCAGUGGCCGUACACGUGGUGUUUCAUCAACACGACAAGUGACGGCAGGGGCAGCACGUUCUUCGCCAUCACCUUUGCGGUUCUCGGGAUCUUCUCUCUGCUCGUGACCCUGUCCUGCAACGUGAUGACCAUACGGGGUUUGAUCCUCCGGUGCAAAACGAAGCCGGGCACGUCUCAGUCCUCCAAACAGUGGGAACGUCUCACCACGGAGACAGUCAUCCAGCUGCUGGGGAUCAUGUGCGUCCUGCUCAUCUGCUGGUCUCCUCUGCUGGUCCUGAUGCUGAAGAUGAUCUACAACAAUUUGUCCUCUGUUGCGUGUAACUCAACAACCUCAAAAUCCAGCAGCAACUCAAACCAGGAAGUCCUUCUGGACUGUAACGUGUUUCUGACAGCGAUACGCCUGGCAUCCCUCAACCAGAUCCUGGACCCGUGGGUCUAUCUGCUCCUCAGGGAGAUCCUGCUGCGAAAGUUCUGCAUCAUGGCCAAUGCCGUCUCCAACUGCUCCGUGGAGGAUCAGAAGGAGACCCAGACUGCUCUCGACACAAUUAACAAGCAGAAUCAAGAUGGCAACGACCUUUUAAAAUCACAAAGUAACUAGACUUGGACAGCGAUUGCUACCUAAUGACUCUCAGACCGAAAGGCUUUCAGAGAUAUAAGAACGUCUGAAGAAACAAAGCAACAAAGGAAUGGAUGACCUUAACACAAGGAUCAGUGGGAUCCAGACAGUUUUGUUUACAACACAUUCCAUUAAGAGCUACCCAACCAGCAUGUGGAUGCAUGACUGUCUUCUUUUGCAUUUGGCUGCUGUGCG